AUGUCCACCAACUCCUCUGAAAGGACCGUGGCUGCCGGCGCUACAACUCCAUCGGCGACUGCCCAGAAUCCACUUGCUGGUGCGCAUCACCAUGUCUCUAUCAAACUUACCUACCGCAACUUUCUGUUCUGGAGAACCCAGUUGGUUCAAUUUCUCCAUGGCCAAGAAUUGCUUGGCUUUGUCGAUGGAGAUACACCUUGCCCACCGUCCGCGAUCGAGGCGACACCGGCCUCCGAUGAGUCAAAUUCCGCCGCUACCACUGGUGUUCCGGUGCCCAAUCCUGCAUACAAAGCAUGGAUCAAACAAGAUCAAUCUAUCUUGUCAUUCAUCAUUUCAUCCCUUUCGGAUGAAGUGAUGCAUCUCGCCGUCGGCAAGGCCACAUCCAGGGAGGUCUGGGAGUCGAUCAUGGCGGCGUUGGGGAGCACCACACGGGCCCGAUGUCUCAGCUUUCUUGGACAGUUCCACUCCCUACGGCAAGGCAACGGAAGUGCGGUCAAGUACCUCGGGCGUGCUCAGCUACUGGUGGAACAGCUAGCUCUCGUCGGCAGGCCCAUCUCCCUCGACGAACAGAAUUUGUUCGUGUUCCGUGGUCUCCGGCCGGAGUACCUCUCUUUGGCCUUGUCUCUCACGGCGGCAGGUAUUCCCGUUACAAUCUCGCAAAUUUCAGAUUAUCUUCAAGCCCAUGAAUUUAUCCAUGCCGAGGAUUACCCGGCUGGUUCAGACGGUGGAUUUACUGCUGCUCCGUCUGCAAUGUACGUGGGCCGCGGAGGUCGUAAUAAUGGCGGGCGAAGCACUAGAGAUGGUGGUAGACACGGCCAGAACCGAGGCCGUGGUGGCCGAGGCGGUCAGAACCGAGGCCGCAGCGGCAGAAACAGUGCACUACGAUGCCAAAUAUGCAGAGCCCAGGGCCAUACCGUAGUCUACUGUUUCAAAAGAUAUACUACACAGCCUCCCGCCCAGGUGAAUAUGGUGACCGCCGGCGAUGAAUCUGCUCCUCCGUCCUCGGCUUCGGGCUGGUUGCCGGUGAUGAAUCUGCUCCUCCGUCCUCGGCUUCGGGCUGGGUUCCCGACAUAG
This is a messenger RNA of Ipomoea nil (Japanese morning glory), 1074 nucleotides long. RefSeq lists its product as uncharacterized. The record is from RefSeq and is a predicted model, not a curated record. The transcript has a single exon. The coding region runs from base 1 to 1074 and encodes 357 amino acids. Lineage: Eukaryota; Viridiplantae; Streptophyta; Magnoliopsida; Solanales; Convolvulaceae.